ACGCAACCAAUCACGUACCCCGAGCUCUUCCCAAACCAGCAGCGGAACAAGUACCAGCACCUCCUCCCAAACCAGCAGCGGAACAAGUACCAGUACCUCUUCCCAAACCAGCAGCGGAACAAGUACCAGUACCUCUUCCCAAACCAGCAGCGGAACAAGCACCAGUACCUCUUACCAAACCAGCAGUGGAACAAGCACCAGUACCUCUUCCCAAACCAGCAGUGGAACAAGCACCAGUACCUCUUCCCAAACCAGCAGUGGAACAAGUACCAGUACCUCUUACCAAACCAGCUGUGGAACAAGCACCAGUACCUCUUCCCAAACCAGCAGCGGAACAAGUACCAGUACCUCUUCCCAAACCAGCAGCGGAACAAGUACCAGUACCUCUUCCCAAACCAGCAGCGGAACAAGUACCAGUACCUCUUCCCAAACCAGCAGUGGAACAAGCACCAGUACCUCUUACCAAACCAGCAGCGAAACAAGUACCAGUACCUCUUCCCAAACCAGCAGUGGAACAAGUACCAGUACCUCUUCCCAAACCAACAGUGGAUCGAGCAGCAGCACCUCAUCCCAAAGCAGCAGCGGAUCGAGCACCCCCAGUCCACUCAGAUCUCGUUUCCCCCGGGGUAGUUUUGUCGGUCAUCGUACAUUUCGGUAUGGUAUCCAUUACUGGAGUGUGGAGAUCAACCACUCACAAUGUCCUGGUGAUGAUAGCUGCUUUGCGAAGAGUUCUCCCUGGAUCUUGA
Messenger RNA from Paramuricea clavata, 746 nucleotides. Lineage: Eukaryota; Metazoa; Cnidaria; Anthozoa; Malacalcyonacea; Plexauridae. The record is from the annotation of a GenBank genome assembly.